Molecule: messenger RNA, 1027 nt
Organism: Eruca vesicaria subsp. sativa (arugula)
Lineage: Eukaryota; Viridiplantae; Streptophyta; Magnoliopsida; Brassicales; Brassicaceae
Source: the annotation of a GenBank genome assembly
CGACUCUUCUAAUCCUCUUUGACCACUAUUUCUUUCUCUGUCUUCCUCAAAAACUCACCCGAGAGAUAUGGCAGAACUAAGUUUCUAUGUUGGAGUCAUAGGAAAUGUGAUAUCGGUUCUUGUCUUCCUCUCUCCUGUAGAGACGUUUUGGAGGAUAGUGAAACGGAGAUCGACGGAGCAGUAUGAGUGUUUGCCGUACAUCUGCACUUUGAUGAGUUCGUCUUUAUGGACAUACUACGGAAUAGUGACACCUGGUGAAUAUUUGGUUUCUACAGUCAACGGAUUUGGAGCUCUUGCUGAAACCAUAUACGUUCUCAUUUUCCUCUUCUUUGUUCCAAAACCUAGAUUCUUAAAAACAAUUAUUUUGGUUCUAGCUCUGAACAUUCUUUUCCCAGUCAUAGCAAUUGCUGGAACAAGAACUGCGUUUGGAGAUGCAAAAACGCGUUCUAACUCUAUGGGUUUCAUUUGUGCUACUCUCAACAUUAUCAUGUAUGGUUCUCCUCUUUCCGCUAUUAAAACAGUUGUGACAACGAAGAGUGUGAAGUACAUGCCGUUUUGGCUAUCGUUUUUCCUCUUCGUAAACGGCGCGAUUUGGGGUGUCUACGCUUUACUCGUACACGAUGUUUUCCUACUGGUGCCAAAUGGAAUGGGCUUUUUCCUUGGGAUAAUGCAGCUCCUAAUUUAUGCGUUUUACAGAAAUGCCAAACCAGUCGUAAAAGAUGUAGAGGAAGCCCUCGCACCAAGCCAACCACUCCUCUCAUAACCAUUCUCAACUAUAAUUUGUAUGAAUGAAUAAAACUUCUUUUUAUUUUCGUGAGUGUUCAUUUUGGUAGCUAUUUAUUAGAGAAUGCCUUAAUUUAUUACUUUGUGUUUACCUCCGGGUUCAAGUACAUGUAUGUUAUUGAAUGAUUUGAUUUUAAACAAGUUUUUUAGAACUCUGACUAAAUCAAGAGAAAUUGUUGUGAUUUGUUUCUAUAAAUUUUCAAAAAUAUCAGUAAUCAAUUAAAUAUUUGAAAGAUUGUGUUAA